Puccinia triticina is the source of this 252-nucleotide messenger RNA. RefSeq lists its product as uncharacterized. The coding region runs from base 1 to 252 and encodes 83 amino acids. The transcript has 2 exons. NCBI's taxonomy places the organism in Eukaryota, Fungi, Basidiomycota, Pucciniomycetes, Pucciniales, Pucciniaceae. The record is from RefSeq and is a predicted model, not a curated record.
AUGCCCCUCUCGGGCGGGAGGAAAGGGCAGAGCCGAGGAGACAAGCGCGGCAAGUGGCGCACGAACCAGCCCGCGCCGCCGCAGCCGAAAGCGGGUGGGGGUCCUUCUUUCAGCGGGCGCCCGGGGCGGGCGCGUCGUGAGGCCCGGCCGGUUGCGCUCUGUGGCCCGUCGGGCCUCGACCCUGGCCACCCGGAGGCCCAUCCAUGGAGAAAGAUGCAUAACGAAUGGGCCCAGACGGGCAGGGAAGGAUAA